Messenger RNA from Frankliniella occidentalis (western flower thrips), 2528 nucleotides. RefSeq names its product tropomyosin Per a 7.0102 (gene Tm1). Gene Ontology annotation, molecular function: actin filament binding. The record is from RefSeq and is a predicted model, not a curated record. The coding region runs from base 205 to 1044 and encodes 279 amino acids. Gene Ontology annotation, cellular component: actin filament. NCBI's taxonomy places the organism in Eukaryota, Metazoa, Arthropoda, Insecta, Thysanoptera, Thripidae. The transcript is spliced from 10 exons. Gene Ontology annotation, biological process: actin filament organization; muscle contraction.
CCCUCCCCCCCCGCGCGCCCUCGGUGGCCGAAGCCGCGCCGAGCCCGCGCCGAGACGACGCGACGACGAGCCCCGCCCCGAACGAGGCUAGCGAGCAGCAGGGAGCAGCGCGACCCGCGACUGGCGCCAGAUCCGAACAUCUCAAGGGACCCCACGGUUCUCUGUUCUUUCUCCCCUGCGUAGUCCCCCCACAACACCGCCACAAUGGACGCGAUCAAGAAGAAGAUGCAAGCGAUGAAGACGGAGAAGGACAACGCGUCCGACCGCGCCAUGCUGUGCGAGCAGCAGGCCCGCGACGCCAACCUCCGCGCCGAGAAGGCUGAGGAGGAUGCGCGCAAUCUCCAGAAGAAGAUCCAGGCCAUUGAGAACGACCUUGACCAGACCCAGGAGCAGCUCACACAGGUGUCGGCCAAGCUGGAGGAGAAGGAGAAGGCCCUGCAGAACGCCGAGAGCGAGGUCGCCGCCCUCAACCGUCGCAUCCAGCUGUUGGAGGAGGACCUCGAGCGCUCAGAAGAGCGACUAGCCACAGCCACCGCCAAGCUGGCGGAGGCCUCUCAGGCCGCCGAUGAGUCGGAACGUGCACGCAAGAUCCUGGAAAACCGCAGCUUGGCAGAUGAAGAGCGAAUGGACGCCCUGGAAAAUCAGCUGAAGGAAGCCAGGUUCAUGGCUGAGGAGGCUGAUAAGAAAUAUGAUGAGGUUGCCCGUAAGCUGGCCAUGGUUGAGGCUGAUCUGGAACGUGCUGAGGAGCGUGCUGAGUCAGGAGAGGCGAAAAUUGUGGAGCUUGAAGAGGAGCUGCGUGUUGUUGGCAACAACCUGAAGUCCCUCGAGGUUUCAGAAGAAAAGGCCAACCAGCGGGAGGAGGAAUACAAGCAGCAAAUUAAGACCCUGACCAACCGGCUAAAGGAGGCUGAGGCAAGGGCUGAGUUUGCUGAGAGGUCCGUGCAGAAGCUGCAGAAGGAGGUUGACAGGCUUGAGGAGGAACUGGUGAAAGAGCGAGCUCGAUACAAGGCCAUGGCAGACGAAAUCGAGAUGGCAGCAUACUAAUUACACGAACUCGAACAAAGUCAACUAACUUUCCCUUUCUCUUUCUGCUUUCAAUUUCGAUUGUGACUUCAUCGCGAUUACGAUUUCACUGCCCAUUUACAUGCCAAACACGGAGCUCUGUUCGCGUUUCUCGGAGAUGACCCUCUUCUACUUGGCAACACGAUUCUUGUCUAAGGUCGAGGGAAUGCCAACACCGUGGAUCCUGCAAGAGCGCAUGCACAACUGAAGAUAGUCCUCGACCAUCACAAAUAACCUGAAUCCUGGGCAUGGACCUAGCAGACUUGUAUGACUGUUGGUUUUUAUGUUAGUUCUUUUUGUAUAUGAAGUUUUGUCUGGCUGAACGGCCUAGGCACGUGAUUGAGAAACAUUCCAAAGCCAAAUAUGUGGUGUAGUUAGAUAUUGGCUCAAUGUUGUAAAAUUAGAUGCCCUAUGGGGUAUUUAAAAAGAGUUCUUUAAGUGUUCACUGGUUACUACAUUGUUCGCUUUAAAUGUUCAGUCUGCUUCGAUGUAGAAAAUUCCUUGUCCUUCAAGGGUUUUUUUUUUUGGCUAAUUGGUUCACUGAAAGGAAACCACGGCAAACGUGUGUUUAUGUGCAACUGCAUGCCAGAAUGCAUGUGUACUUAUUGUGGCUGAUGACUGACAAUGUUCAAAUUUGCGUAUUCUUAAAGUUAUAUGUGUAAUUGCUGUCUGUAUGGUGCAUAUAUGGAGUACCAUGGGUGCACUUUUCAUGCAAAGAUUAAAUCAGUCAAUUUUCACAUUGUGAUUUUUUGAAGAGCUUUUUUUCUUUUGUCUGAACAUUAUGAAGCAGAGUGAGGAUAAAAUUUUCACAGCUAUUCUAUUGUAGAUUUUUCUUAUUGUUUGUAUUUUUCCUUAUUAGUUCUAUCGUGAAUUGUGAGAUCCUCUUUUUCAAGGUGAUUCUCAAAGUCCGCUGAAAUUAGGGUCAAACUCAUGAUUCAUCCUCAUUCUUUUUUAAGAAAUUGUUUUUUUUGCUUAGCUUAUAAUUGACCACUCUAGGUCAGUUAGCCUGGUUUCUAACAACACAUUCCAAAAUGCACACUCUGGGCUAAUACUGUUUUAGAAUCGUGCCACUUGUUGGUAGACUUCCUAGUUUUACGAUGUGGCUAUUUUUGUAAUUAGGUCGCCCUGCUGCAUACAAAGGAACUGUGGUAGGAUAACUUUAUCCUCUUUGCACUUAAAUAUAGGUCUAUAAGAAAAUGCUUGCAAAAUUGACAAUAUACUCAGGGAUGUUUAUUUCAAUACAUUAAUUAUCUAUGCCGGUUCUCUGCCUACCUUUGAAGAAAAAUUUGAAAAGCGUCAGAGGAUUGCUGAGGGAAAGGACUUUUAAGCCCAUCUUUUAUGGCUGCAGCAUCUGCUAUGCAGCCAAAUCAAAUCAUUAAAAAAAAGAAAGUGAUUGUACACCCUCAAAAGUGAGCUGAAUGUGUUUGCAUCGAAAUGAAAAUAAAAAACUGUUCAAAAUUUGUAAA